This is a messenger RNA of Monomorium pharaonis (pharaoh ant), 12680 nucleotides long. Its product is annotated as dual specificity protein phosphatase 10. Bases 6327 to 8072 code for a protein of 581 amino acids. Gene Ontology annotation, molecular function: protein tyrosine/threonine phosphatase activity; MAP kinase tyrosine/serine/threonine phosphatase activity. Gene Ontology annotation, cellular component: cytosol; cytoplasm. Gene Ontology annotation, biological process: negative regulation of MAPK cascade; protein dephosphorylation. The record is from RefSeq and is a predicted model, not a curated record. The transcript has 4 exons. Lineage: Eukaryota; Metazoa; Arthropoda; Insecta; Hymenoptera; Formicidae.
CGUGCUUUUCUAUCAAAUUUGCACUAAUUUAGUAAAUUAAGUUUUGAUUGAGUCUUGAACUUUUUAAAUUAAAUCCCAGAUUUGAUCUCGACCCUCAUUCAACGUAUGUUUCGGUUUCAUAUGAGAUUGAUUGAAGAAUUAAAAUGUGAGAUGAACGGAAGUCUGUUUCGAGAAUCCAUGUUUCAAUUUCAAAAAUUUCAUAAUUUCAAGUUUAUUUUUUAAUAUAAUUUUUAAAUCUUUAGAUAGACGCUAGUAGCCUUCUUGUGUCUUUGAGUCUUAAAAUAUUUGAUUGUUUUGAAUCGUCAGUCUUUGAAUUCGUGAAAUCUUGCUAGCGUAAAGUAUUUUUAGAUCCUAUACAUUUUUUUAUAUCUUUGAAUUUUCAAAAAUGUUAAGAGCUCGAAAUAUUUUAAUAUUUGAUACAAAUUUCUUAAAAAUAUUGAAAACUUGAAAUAUUAUAAUAUUCAAUAUUAGAUAUAAAAUAUUAAAUUUUAUAUUUUGAUCAAAAAAUACAAAAUUAUUUCAUUCAAAGCAAUAGUUUCAUUGCAGCGUGAUAAAUCAGUUUUAUUUGAUCAUGAUUUUCCUUGAAAAAGAUGACUUGCAUUUUUAGAAAAAAAAAUUUGAUAACAUUUUUACAGAACACAUAUCAUAAGAAAAUAUCAAAAUUCCAUUCAAUAUAACAUUUAAUAAGUUUUAUUUAAUUCUUUUAUAAACUUUUCAAUUUUAUAAUGUUUCUAACUGAAUAAGUUUAAUUUAUCAAUUUAAAAAAAAUUAUCACUUUUGCAGUUUUGUUGUACUUCUUCCACUUGAAAAAUCGUUACCGCAUGAAACUUAUAUCUUAUAUUGUGCAAAUAUACAUAAUAUGUGUACGUCCAUAUGCACACAAACAAUCGCUAAUAUUUUUUUAAAUAGGAGCGUUUAACUAUCAGUUUUAACGAUUAUUAAUAUAUUAAUUUGCAUUAAUUAAAAACAUGCGACAUCUAAUUAUAAUUUGGCUCGUUCAAAAUUAAAUUAAAUAAUUUAACGAAGGAUCGAUAUAAGUCGCUCGAAUCUUGAGAAUAUCACUUUGACGCUAUCAUACUACCGAUAAUUGCGUGACACAUUAUAUAGCGCGUAUUAUCUUAUACAUCGUACUUGAACGAGUUGUAUUUUAUCAGGCUGAUUUCGUGACGUCUAUAGAUAUAGUAUGUACAAAAAGCGCCUUAUCAGCAGCGGCAGCGGGUGUUACGUGUUACUAUAAAACUGCCGUAUCCGAACUCGUGUAAAUUGCCAUAAUUCUCGGUAAACAAUAAAUCCUCCCAUGCGAUACGCACCCACGACUCGAAAAAAGUCGAGAAAUCAGGGCGUUUAACUUUUACAUUCGUCGGCACAGUCAUCGUUUAUAUAAACACUCAACACGUCUCGAAGCAACUUUCGCUCGAGUUAACGAGAGCAUCGCAUCUCAACAGAAUAGGCUUGCAACAUACGUUAAAGAACGGAUUUGUAAGAAAUUUAGAGGAAAUUGAAAAAGAAUGAAAUUAUACUAUUAUCAAAAAAGAUAUAAAGAGUCUAAAACAUGUAUCUUGUAUUUUUUUUUAUUCUAUAUUAUGAAGAACGUGUUGAUUUAAUUAGAUAAGGUUGUAACGCGUUUUACAAGUCUGCUUUAUCAGGGCUACAAUAGUUCCAUUGAAGAAAAAUCAACCGUUCCGGAGCGUUUGUAUCGCUUAUUUUUUUCGCUUCUGACGUCAUGGCUUGAGAUAACCGGCUGAUAUGACCAGCGGGACGAUUUCCUAAUUAGCGUUAUUCAUCAUCGCCGAAUAUACUCUGCCUUUUUGGAAUCGUGAGUCUUCGAAUUUCACAGACGGAGUAUCCGGUUUUUCAUAUCAGUGUCUUUAUAUCUCUGAAAGUCUUUCUUGUCUGUAGAUCUUUGGAUCUACGCGAUUGUUAUUUUCAAACCGCAAGAGAAGGUUCGCAGUUACCAAACUGUUUACGUACGUAUCGUCAAUGCCACUGUUCUCGUAUAAGAGUUCGCAAAAAAAAAAAAAAAAAAUUAUCAAGAGAUAUACACGCAAGUAAGAUAUAAUUGUUUAUAUAUGAAGAGAGCAAUAAAGAGAAAGAGAAUCACGCGCCUACGGCAUCGGUGGGUGCAUCGAUCGAUCAAGGCAGUACAAGUGAUAAACUGGAACCUUCCGCGUACGAGGACACCGCGUGCGAGUACAUAUGUUUAUCGCUCGUUCGACCCGACUGAUGCCCGUUUGUAUGAUGUCAGACUCUAUCUUUGGUGCACGGAGUAGAUGACCACAGCAUGAACGUGCUCGCGUGCGCGAAACCUUGUGGGGAGGGUUGUUGGACCCUUGGAUCUCUGGAUUCUUGGAUUUCUUGGGUUCUCUCGCGUCUCCAAUAGAUUCUUGAAUUGUUGAGCCUCUCGAGCUCUAUUCGCUGGAUUUUUGAAAUUAUUUCUAAGGUUAUUUUUUUCUUUAAUCUUAUUCGAAAAGCGUUUUCGAAAAGUGAAAUUUUUUUUACGUUUAAGUCUUUAGAACUGUUUUGUAUUUUAUGCAAUUUUCCGUCAUUAAAUUCUUUAAGUUGCUCAACCCAAAAUGAUAUGAAACAUCGUAUUUUCAUGUUUUGAGGAAUAUCAAUUUUUCGCGAUUAUAAAUGUGUGAAUUCUUUAAUUGUGACAUGACGUCUUGGAUUGUUGCAAGAAGAUGGGAAAACACAAAUCAUCAGAUACGAAAAUUGCGUCAGAAACUAUAAUAAAAGCGACUUCAUUUUACUCGUUUAUUAUCACUCGUUUAUUUGGGAAUAAUCUUUUUCUGGCCAAGAGCAUUGCGUAGGCAUCAUGGAAUAGUCGAUAAAAUUUUCAGAAACAGUUAUCAUACGAGUGCGAGCGCGUCAAUGCCAUCAUAACGCUAGCAAUCUUAUCUCUCUUGGGCAGAUUAAUGAGAGAAGAGUGCAUUGAUUACAUUAAAAAGACAUCCGCUCCAGCCUCUCAUUAAAAAUAGAAACGGUCGAAUGCACGAGCACAAUAUAUUCCCGAGAUCCGGAGAAGAAAUUAAAUAGCAGUUGGAAAAAUAAAAUUCACUGCGCGAACUUACCUGAGAAAACAACGCGCUUUUGUUAAUUGUGCUCUUGAGCUUUUAUCAAUUUGCGCACACACAACAUGUAAAAAGACGUCUUGUGUGACGAAAUUAUCGCGCGUACUGAAAUAAAGCGGUUGAUUAACGUUAAAAAGUGCUGCACGAUGUUGAUAUGCGAAGUACGUAAUUGAUGAAUAAUAAUUGAUCCGCAUCUAUUGAGCGAACCGAGGAAACCGUACACAGCAAAUAGCUACUUCUUUACACUACUCGCAAUUAUUCAUACUUCAGUCCUAUAACACAUUUAGACUGUGUUCUCCGUAUUUAAACAGCUUUUUUUAUUCUAUUUUACUUUGACGUAUUUUCUAUAUUUACUUUUUUCACCGAAGAACACGCGUAAUUUCAGCGCUGGCCAUUUCCGUGAUAAUUUUUGGCUCGUGAAGUUAUAUAUUAGCUUUGCUAAAUAAAGCUAGAUGUAAAUAUUUGUCUCAACAUUUUUAAAAUAUCUAAUUUAAAAUAUGUGAUACAUAUAGUGAGUGUAAUAGACGAAAGAAAAUUAUACUACAUCAGAUAUCAGGAACCGUUGAAUUUUCGUUGAUUUCGGAAACUCUUCGCAGAGAUAUCUUUUAGAUAUAUAAAGAUAGCUUAGAUUUCUGAAUUGUGACGUUUUGAUCUAAUUGAUUCUAAGGUGUAAAAUCCUGUUUCGCUUGACAACAACGUUGUAGAGCGUAUCAUUCGUUUGCGCAAACCUGUGCACCGAUUUGUCACCAAGUGCCAACACAAUGCACAAUAUAAAUUUUGAUACGAAAUUACCCGAGAAGAAAGAAAUCACCUUUAGUCAUGACUUAAUUGGGGCAACUUUUUAAUCCUUCCUCGCAUAGUCCACCUCAAAAUGUCAACGUUGCUUAUAAUUGCACGCCAUUAUUCGGAGGAAAAAAGUGAAAGGAAAUACAGUUUUUUUCCCCCCAGAAUUACGAGUUAAAUAUUUAAAACUUGGUGGGGAAAACACGAAAAAAAAAACGGGGAAAUGAUGACAUGAUAAAGAACCCGGUGAAUCCAUUCGAUAUUAAUAUUCAAGAUGCCGGCGAUUAAUAGUAUCGAUCAUGUGGAAGGCCCUUUUUACGCCUCAUUGCUAUAGUUCUCACGCGCGAUCUUAGUGAUACUAUUAAUAUUCAAAAUACCGAGACUGACAUCGAUCGAACGUGCGCCAAGGAACUCUUUUCUCGAUACGGCAGUGUCGCUGUGGCGUAAUGUAUAUCUCGAGACACCGGUCGUAUGAAACGUACAAGUGUACACAAUACGUGCGUCUGCACACACGUAAAGCGCGUGUGCCUGCCGUCGACGGAUGAGUCAUCGCGCGCGUGUUGCGCGUUGCACGCACGAUGGCGCAGAACUUCCUUUUUUUUUUUCUUUUUCCGUUAUUGCCAAUAGCCAAUAUUGCAUACGAGUGCAUACUAGCAGUCCGAGGAAUCUGGAAAUUGACGAUUCGAACAGUUCCAGAAUCCGGCGGGGGGGGACUUUCGCUUGCGUACGGUGGCUUUCUGAGGAAUUUGAAACUCGAAAAUUUGCAAGGCUUCCAUGUUUACGGAUAUAAGGCUGUAAAAAUGUCAUGGAUGUACAAAACUCUAAUUAAUAAAAUAUGUGUCUUACGUGGAAAUUAAAGAUGAAAUAUGCCGAAGUUGCAUUUAAAUACAAAUGUGUGAAGUAAAAAUGUAACACAAAAAUUGCAAGAUUACAACAGAUGACUUUUUUUCAAUUAUCUUUAGCAAAGAUUUUAGCACAAAUCAAAUUAAAAAUUAAAUUGAAAUUUAAAAUUCAACGAAUUGUUUAAAAAUAAAAAAUUGAAAUUGAAGUAAAACGAAGUAAAAAGGCGAUUUAUAUUGAGAUAGAGGUCCACUUGAAAUUAAAUAUUGUUUUACAAGUAUCUGGGAUAAAAAUAAUACAUUAAUGUAGCAUGCUUUUUAAAUAACUUGGACAUUUUUAAGAUGCUCGAUCAAAAUUUCAUGAGUCUGCUUGAUGGAUUUUCUUGAUGGAAUUGAUGGAAGAUUUAUCUGAAAACUUUAUAAGAGUUAAAUUCUAUUCGUGGAUACGAGGGUAUCAACUUUAUAAUGGCAAAACUGACGUAAUGGUAAAACUCUGUCAGGACUAACAGGCACAUUUUUCAUCAAAAGUUUUCAGAAAAUUGUUUCCCUGAAGGAAGAUACAAAGGCACACUGUGUGCCGUUUUUUUGCUUAUGCUUCCAAAAGAGAACAGAAGGAGACAGCAAAAGUAUAUGAAAUGCUGAGCAUCAUAUUUUAAAAUAAUCAAACUCUGAAAAAUUUCUUGAAGUAAAUUAUUUCCUGCAAAUAUCAGGCGUACUUUUUACGUGAAUCGUAUACGUUUCAAUAAUUUUUUUUUUCCCCAGCAAAAUUAAAGUUUUCGAGAGCUUGCUCUCCCUCUUUUCUUUGGCUCGCGGAAAUUUCGAAACAGACGCGCAGACAACGGAAAAGGAAUCUUCGGAUUGUCGCAUUUCAUGCUACUUUCUAAACAAAAAAAAAAUAAAUUUUUCCCCGGGAAAGAAAAACUAGCUCUCUAAAGGUUUAAAAAUCGCGUGUUCACGAUAUGUGCGUUAGGUUUGGUAUACGAGGGGUUAAAUUACGCUCCUGCGCAGAGCUCCGGCGGUGACCCCCGUUCUCCGCCGCGCCGGCAGCGUUCUCCACUCUCCUCGAAUGUUCUCCGCUCUCCUCGUCGCCGGCGGACUCCUCGCCGUCGUCGUCGCGUACCGCGCGCCGGCGAGCCAGGCCUUCCUCAGUCUUCGCUCGCCGGCCGUUGGCAGGGGAUCCCGCAUCGAUCGCGCUCCGGCGGCUGUGUAGAUCUCCCCCGUGUGUCGUACACCUCGCGCAUUCCCCGCAGGGAGUAUGUCGGCCCGACGACGUGAGCAUCGCGUCACGGCCCCCCGGGUCCGCGCGAUCGCGCUCUCUUGAGACGUCGGUCCCGACGACGUUCCGCGUCCGUCUCACCACGUUCCUUCUCCCUUUCUUAUCCUCCCUUCCUUAUCCCCCUCCCUCCCCUCCCAACCAUCCCUCUCCUUGUUCCUUGAUCCUCGAUAAGAUCGCUCACUCGCGGACGGUAUCGCGUCGAGAGAGCGUGCACGUAACCUGGGGGCAGCUCUCUCGGAUGUAAGAUUCUCCGAAUUUCCCCGAACGUGUGCCGACCGAGAGAACUGGGACGCUCGCGGAUCAGCCGGAUCUCUAAUAGCUCCAUCGUACCGGAUUCCUCGGCUCCUGGAUAUGUAGAUGCAAGCGCCGACCGCAGGACCGUGCCACGACGUAAGUCCCAUCGACGUGAACUCCAACAAUAACCAUCACCACUACCACCACCACCACCACGGGCACAAUCAGCACGAUUCUCGGCCUCAAGACCGAAUUCCAUCGUCCUCCUCGAUGUCUACCUUGCUAUGCUGCGAGCCAGUAUCGGCUGGCCGGCCUCGGGCCAAUCUGAAGCUCGUGCUGAACCGCAGCCUGAGCGAGCCAGGACCGAAUCCCUGCGCCUUCCCAGCACCGCCGACCCCCUCGCCGAUCGCCGUUAACAAUAUUAACAACAACGGCAAUCCCACCGAACCACCCACGAUCGUGAUCAACGAGGAGGUAAACGGCGACGACGAAGACGACAACGACGUUCACCGUCGUGGCUUCCAUCAUCUUCACUAUCACCAUCACCACCACCACCAUCAUCUUCAUCACCUUCAUCAGCACCUGUCGGUGACCACGAAGCGUUGCAAACUGGAGACUGCCAGCCUGCCCACCAGCCCCUGCGCCGAGAACGGCCUUCAUCGCCAGCUAGUGCUAAGCAAAACCCGCGUCAUCACCGCCGGCGACCUCGCCCAGCGUCUCGUGCAUCUCGACCGGCCCUCCGCCGUUCCGCCAGUGAUUCUGGAUUGCAGACCGUUUAUAUUGUACAACGUCAAUCACGUACGCGGUGCCAUCAACGUCAACUGCUCGGAUCGUUUCAACCGGCGCAGACUCCAGCUGGGGAAGGCCACUCUCGCCGAUCUCGCAACCGUUCGCGAGGGCAAAGAGCUCCUCAGGAAGAGACAGUUCAAGGAAGUCAUAGUGUACGACGAUUGCACCGACGAUCUGGAACAUUUACCCGCCCAGCAUCCAUUGUUCCUGGUACUUGCCGCUCUCGUCGACGAUGAUCUGGAACCGGCUCUGCUGAUCGGUGGACACCGGGAGUUUCACAGGCGGCACCGAGAGCUGUGCGAGGACACGCUUCUGCCGAACGGAGCCGCCGCCGCCGCGGCCGCGGCCGCCGCCGUCGCCGAUCCGACGGCGACGACGACGGUGAGCGGCUGCACGAGUCCUGGUCCAGGUUGCCCCGUGCUGAGCAUCUCCGGCCCGCCGACCCCGCAGCCGGCCGACAUCGACAACCACCCGGCGUCCCGCGUGCUGCCGUUCUUGUAUCUCGGUAACGGCAGGGACGCCGCCGACCUGCAGCUACUGCGCGCCCUCGGCGCCACCCGGGUGCUGAACGUCACCUCCCAGCUGCCCGGCUACCACGAGGAGCGGGGUAUCACGUACAGGCAGAUACCCGCCUCGGAUUCCGGCCAUCAGAACCUUAAGCAGUACUUCGAGGAAGCGUUCGAUUUCAUCGAGGAAGCGCGGAAGGCCGGAAGCAGCGUGCUGGUGCACUGUCAAGCUGGUGUGUCGCGCAGCGCAACAAUCGCGAUCGCUUACAUAAUGCGGCACAAAGGCCUGUCGAUGGUGGAGGCGUACAAGCUGGUGAAGAACGCGCGUCCGAUCAUCAGUCCGAACCUGAACUUCAUGGGUCAGCUGUUGGAGCUCGAGCAGGGUCUGCGGGCGUCCGGCGACGUCGCCAACUCCGCGCCGGAGGAGCCCACGACGGCGACAGCAACGUCAACGACGACGACGACGACGACGACGUCGUCGACGACAGCUACCACGACGGGUAGUUGUCACCAGUGCAGGUGGAGUCAUCAGCCUAGCAGCGAAGAGGUAGUCACCUCUGGCUGCAGCGUCUGAGACCGGGCUCCUCUCUCAUGUAUCUUUUUCUUCUGGUCUCUUUCGAGAGUACCGGAUCGUCGGCGACGGCGUCGGUGCGUCGCGAGGACGCAAACAUAUCCCGAGAGAUUAUCGAGAGCGAUUCUCCUUCCUGCGUCUCCUCGCGACAAACUCGGACAAUGAACGAACGUAAUUCGCAGUAUUGGCCGACCGUCUCCGAAGAUACUGGAUUCAAUCAUAGGAAGAUUCUGUAAACAUGAACAAUGAUGCCAUCGGCAUCCUUUCUUGAAAUCCCGGAAACGCGAAUUUGCGAAAUUUUCAGUUUUCUCAAACUUCACGUCGCACGACGGAAUUGUCGCGUUUUUACCUCAGGCUCUUCAGCCUAAAAAUUAUUGGUCCUUAAGUUUUUUUUGUAAGAUUAGUACGUCUUUUUCCCCCAGAUUCCGUGCCUUCGGGACGACCAUUCAAUCGAAAAUGGUAAAGUCAAACUGCCGAACUAAUAAAAUCGCGACUUAUUAAAGGACUCGAAGGAACACAAAUGUGUGAAGAAGGAACAUUGUAUUUUUACGAAAGAUGAACUAUCUCUAUGAAUAAUUAAAUUAUUAUUCUCUAUUAGAGAGUGCCACGUACCAAAAUUAGUUAUAUGUUCUACACGCAAAAUAAGCUCGAAACGUUACAAAUGCGAUGUACCUUCUUCAUACGUAUAUCCAAGAAAAAAGAAAUAGUUACAGAAAGUUUCUCUAUGGAGAAAAGCGUAAAAAGCAGGGAGCGUAUUUUUACGUGAGAAGAAUUUGAACACGCUCGCUUCCAGCUUUGAAUCGAAUGAUUAUUUAUUUUUCAAAUGACGUUCGCACGAACGGUGAACAUAACUUGUACUUACGACACACAGUGUUCCAUAAUACGCCUGGUCGAGUCAAUAGGGAGGCAAGUGAAACGCAUGCAGAAUGUGCUCGCCUACGAGCUUCUCAUUAAAUCAUUGAUUGUCGUCCGGUAUUGUUUAUGCAAGAGGAAGGAAGAUGCGAAAUCGGCGGAAGUGACUGUUCCAAUGAUUAAUUAUAGGCAGCUCGUAACAUAAAAAGAAACUCAGAACGAAACAUUGGAAAUUUGUUCUUAUAGUUUCAAAGUUUGAUUAAUGACGUUGAUUAUUAGAGAGAAAUCCGCGAAUCUCUAUUAGUGAAAUAUUAUUUAACAUUACAUAGACAUAUAUUUUAACAUUUCAUAUUAACAUGAUUAUUCAUAAAUUAGUAGCACUGUAAUAUAGGUACAACCUAUAUCAAUAGAGGGGGCGAAGGGCAGUUUAUCAAAUUAUCAAUAUAAUACACAAAAAAUAAGUCAAAAUUGGUGAAAUCUUAAAUCUUCCUGCUAGGCAUAACACUUUCCAAUCAGUAAAACGUGCGCUUGCCUCUCAAUUGAUUUCUUGCAAAUCAGGCAUGAAUUUGUAGAAGAAUUAUUUUCUCUAUGAAGAAGAUAAUCAUCGACUCAACAUGUACAGGGUAUCACGAGGGCAAUAGAAUCGAGAUUUUAGUCUCUCAACUAAAAUGGUUAUGUAGUAAUGGAGUCUCAUCUCAAAUAAUUUUAUUGUUAUAAUGUACUUUUUGUUAAGUCACGUUAAUGAGUAAUGACAAUUUAAUUAAUUUUCAAUGUGGGAUUGAUAAACAUGAUAGAUGCGACUGCACGUUCUGAAGAAUUGAGUUUAGAGAUCUUUUCUGAUGCAAAAACAAUAUUCCAAGAGAAAUAUUAUGUACUUUUAUAAUAUUAAUUGUUUUUAGCUAACAUUUUAUUUUGUGUGGACGAGUAAAGAAUUAUUUUGUGUCAUUUUCAAAAGCUUUUAUCUAGAAAUGUGUUUAAUAAAAAAUGAAAUGUGAUGAGCGAAAAAAGCGAUUUUUUUUUCAAGAACGCGCAGUUUUCCUAUUUAUACAAUAUUAUUCAUAGUAUUUGCCUAUUCAUAUAUAGCAUUUUUUAAUUGUACUAACAAUGUAGGACAAUCUUGCUGUGCAAUAUUACGGAAACAAAUAAAUGGAAAUGUAAAAUCCAAGCAGGAGGCAACAGCAUUGCACAAAAUUUGUUACGUGUUGCGUGAUCUUUCAGAGAAAUAUUUCACCAAUUUUUCUAUGCUAUGCGUAUAUUUCUUUCAAGAUAUAAAGAUAAGGUUUUUUAUCUUAAAAAAAAAAAACUUUAGCUGAUAGUAAAGACCAAUUAAUGAGUUUGUUUAUUUUGUUUUAUUUUCAAAUAAAAUACAAUUGUUUUAACUUUUUAUUUUAUAAUGAAAUGUUGAUAUUUGAAAUAAGAGAGAUUGUAAAUUCUAUGGUAGGCAAAUACUUUUGAGGUAUAAUAUAUUUCUUCUCUCGAGAUACCCUGUACAUCAGCAUCACGGAAUGUUAAUUUAAUGGUGGGUCUUCUGUGGAAGAAACGAACUGUUUAUUAAAUAAAAUUGAAAUGAUCAUUAAUUAGUUAACACAUUCAGCUGAAUUAAAGAAUGAUAAUGAAGGAGGAAAAGGGAAAAAGAGAGCGCUAAGAAGAUAGGAGAGAAGAACAUGGGUACAAUAAAGCGAAUCGAUCGAGACUAUUAAUCGAAAGCGAGGAAGUUCGCCUGUCCGUGUCCGCAUUUUGCGAAUGCAGCGCGAUUGAUAUUUGAUAGAGAAGAAAUAAUAAUAUAUCGUUCACUGAGAAUAGCUUAGUUCGUUAAGCUCCCUUAGCAUUUAAGGAUCUGGUUGAGGUCCAACCAUCGUGAUCUAGUCGUUUGUUGGGAUGCGAAUGAGGCGAGACGCGAAGCGCGAAGAUGCUCUUGUAGUUUACAAUAAAGGGGAGAGAGUAAUGAUCGUAAUUGCGCGGAGAACAUGUAAUUAUUAGACGAUAAGAUGCAAGGAAUUUUUUGUGAGGAUAGGAAUCGAAGGGUUAGUUCUAGUUGGAUUUGUACAUGAGCGCUCCAUGCACAUUUAUCCAGACAAAUCACUCUUAAAGAUACGACCAAACACGCGACGCAAGCGAGUUGCUUCCAAAGCAAAAGUCAGCUUUUACAGCUCGGUUUGCAGUAUAGACGAGAAUUGUACCGCCGUGCAGACAACAAUCUCGCAGUUCGGCCAACGAAAUAUCAUGCGGUCGCGGUGACGCCUUGUUUAACGACUUAAUUACACAGCCGACAAUAACUUCGUGAUGAAGCUAGUAUCGCGAAUCGCGGGAGAAGGUUGCGAACGACGAAAGGAGGUGAAGAGAAAGAACCAAGUUCCUUAGAGACUUUGUCUACGACGAUGAAUUCGGUUAAUUAAUUCAAUCUUGAAACAAAGAAAAAAACGGUACAUAUCAGCGAAGCGUUGCCUUGCGAUAAACGACAGAGAACUGAAAAAAAAAUAGUCGUAGAGAAGCGCACGGUGUAGACAAACGAUUUAAACAAUUAGUUACCUUGCCAGCUAUCGAGAGCGGAGAAGAGAGGAUUGAUAUAGAAGCGUAGUACCUGUUGCAUCAUAAAAUGUGUAUGUAUUAUUUCGAGACACUGGCAAUAAUUAGUACGACGACUUAUGAUAAAUCACGGUCCUUCAUUAAUCAAACGGCAGCGUAAUCAAAAUGAUUAAUUAAUCAGUCAUUUGGUCCUGUAAGUCUUUGAAACGUAAUUUAUUUUCCCUUGAGGUUCGUUGUAGUAAAUGGAUGGGACUGGAGAAGAAAUCGGAUUUUUAAGAAAUGCACUCAUUAAUACUUCGUUUAUUUUGUUGAUCUUUCUGCUCGGGGAAAAAACACGAAAUGUAAUUUUUAAAGCAACAAGGAUUUUUUUAUUUUAAUCUGAUUCAACUUCCAGUUCCAUUCACUUUUUUUAUUGCAUAUUUAUUAAUAAAUUUUAUUUAGUCUUAAAUCCACAAUUGACAUUUUUGCUUUAAUUAAAAUUAAAAUUGUAGUCUUCUUGGGAAAUAAUUUUAUAUCAGUCACGAAAAGUUUUUUCGCGAUUAAAUAAAUACACUUGAUGUGUAAACGAUUAAACUGACAAAUUAUUUAUUGCACGUCGUCGUAUCUGCUUAUUGUUAAUGAAGGGUGUGUGCGAAGGGUCGCUUGCCCUUUCGAGAUGUUUGCGUCUUUUGGAGAUUCUUGCGAAUCAAUUGAUAUAUUUCUCUUUAAACGCGACACAAAGUAUUUUAACGAAGUUUUAUACAACGUUUUGGAAAAAAAAUCACACGUAAAGCUUUACUAAUCGAACUAUUCCCGGAGGUUUUUUAGCGGAAUAAGUUACGAUAAUGAGACAAACGAAUCGAAGGAUCAAAGCGUACAUUUCGAAAGGAUGAGAGUGAAGGGUGGACGUAUGAAAAAAAAACCGGGAUUGAUUUAAAGGUGGGAGAGACCAAAGGUUUGUUCGCGUCGCAUGCUCGAACAUACCUAUUUGCCUCAACGCGCUAACUGAUUAAUGCGAUUGAUCAACGAGCGCUUUGAAGCAAAUAGGAGUAUGUUGGAGCAUGCGACCUGAACAAAUCCCAAGUGUAUGAUCGGAUCCCAACGAUUUGUAAUGUACAGCUACGUAGUGAUUAGGAAAACAUUAGCGUAAAGAUGUAAACUAUAUUGCGUAUGUGCGUGCAAGUAUUGUAUUAUAUUAAAAAUUUAUUUAGUUAUUUUAUGAAUAAAAAUGCAAACUCUUUUUGCCGAUUCACA